Messenger RNA from Aspergillus terreus NIH2624, 708 nucleotides. RefSeq lists its product as uncharacterized. NCBI's taxonomy places the organism in Eukaryota, Fungi, Ascomycota, Eurotiomycetes, Eurotiales, Aspergillaceae. The transcript has 2 exons. The coding region runs from base 1 to 708 and encodes 235 amino acids. The record is from RefSeq and is a predicted model, not a curated record.
AUGUCUGAAAGUACAGUGGAAUUUUUUGAUUCCAUUUCAUUGGACUUUGCACUUGCGGACGUGAUCGAUGACUCUGCGCUGUUCUCAGACAACAUCAGCCCAUGUACUGAUUCACACCUCAUGCCCGACGCGAAUGCCAUCGCCAUGAACAACGAUGAGGAAGAUAGUUAUUUCCAACAGAUGCAGGAUUUUGCUCUGCAAAUCAAUCCCUCCCCCCUUCUUUCGAAUACGUCCCCUCUGUCUGAAGAUUCCUGGCCCUUGUUGGCCAAUUACCGCGACCGAGUGAUCCCUCUGUUAGCGCCUUUGAAUACCAACGAGAAAUCUCCCUGGCACCACAUCGUCCUUCCUUGUGCUAUGAACACUAUGGCAGAAAUGGCAAUGGGCGGAUCCACCAGCCAUGCCAGGAUAGCUCUGCUAUACGUGCUACUAGCAACGAGUGCGACCCAUGUUCAACUCUCUUCUUCCUCCAUUCCGAAAGGAUCUGGACAUGCAGUGGCAUAUUAUAAACAGCGUGCUCGCCAUGAACUGAAAAAAUGCCUGCAAAAGGAAGCUUCUGCAUCGCAUAAAAUUGCCAAGUACAAGGAUGUUCUAAUGGCGCUUAUUUCGAUGGCAAUUUUGAACGUACGUUUCUGGUAUUUGAAGAAGAUGCAGACGCUUUACUUGCCUGCCUAUUGGUCACAGAACAAUUUAUCAAACGUAAAGGCCUAA